AUGCAAGAGGGCCAUUCUAUUGCACGACCACCUUUGUUUAAUGGGUCGGAUUACACAUAUUGGAAGACUCGCAUGAGGAUCUUCCUCAUUUCUAUGGACUUUGAGCUUUGGUCUAUUGUUGAGAAUGGAUUUCAAAAAUCUUCUCUUCCGAUGAGUGAAUGGAAUGAAUCGGAGAAGAAGGUUUUUGCUUUAAAUGCAAAGGCUAUGAAUGCCUUGUUUUGUGCAUUAGACAAAAACGAAUUUAAUCGUGUUUCAAUGUGUGAUUCGGCUUUUGAUAUUUGGAGAACUCUUGAGGUCACUCAUGAAGGCACUAGCCGAGUGAAAGAGUCCAAAAUCAACAUCCUUGUGCACUCUUACGAACUUUUCCGAAUGAAACCAAGUGAGUCCAUCGGAGACAUGUACACCCGGUUUACGGAUGUCAUCAAUGGACUCAAAGCUCUUGGUAAAGAUUUUACUAACUUUGAACUAGUAACUAAAAUCUUAAGAUCCCUCCCUAAAAGUUGGGAUCCAAAAGUUACGGCCAUUCAAGAGGCCAAAGACCUUAAAGCAUUCCCUCUUGAAGAACUCAUUGGGUCUCUAAUGACCUAC
Messenger RNA from Musa acuminata AAA Group (dessert banana), 588 nucleotides. RefSeq lists its product as uncharacterized. NCBI's taxonomy places the organism in Eukaryota, Viridiplantae, Streptophyta, Magnoliopsida, Zingiberales, Musaceae. The record is from RefSeq and is a predicted model, not a curated record. The annotation marks the transcript as partial. The transcript has a single exon.